GUCGUCAUACGUAGUCUUCUCUGUCGUUAAGCACUCUGUAAUGAUCGAAUAUAAGGGCAUCUGAUUCCAGAUAUACUCAGAAUCUUCCAAUCCAAGACGAGAUUUUUUUGAGAGAGAGACAAAUAGUUAUCAAAAGAACGGCACUGUAUUGGAUGGCCAAUCUUUUUCACUCCUUUAACAUGUUCUCAAGCUCUGCAAUAAACCCUUCGUUUCCCCGUUGCUGCUUCUCUCCUACUAACAACAGGGGUCGAGAGCCUACUUGUGAACUUCACGAAAAUAAAAAGAUUACUUUUGUGUCCUAGCAAUGUCAAUUGAAAGCAAUCCUCUAAUCUCACGUAAGGUUGUCCUUGCGUAUGAUGCUUCGAAGGAUCUCAACGGGAGGGAGCUCAAGCUUACAGUUGAUAAUAUACGAUUAAGGAGUGGGAUUCUCCAUAGUGGUGACACCCUUAUGAUUCUUGGAGUCUUACAGAGAGUCCCUCAUCCCUUGGCUUAUCAAGUUCGGGUUACUGGAUCUAGUAUGAGGGCAGUUGAGGAAGAAGUUUCUAGAAGAUUAGAUGCAUAUGUUAACAUGCUUAGGCGAAGUGCUUCAGAAUGCGAAAACCAAGGGGUUGAUAUUGAAGUCAAGAUUACUGCUGGGAUUCCAAUUAAGAAUGUUGUUCUGCAAGAGGUUACCAAUUGUAACGCGACUUGGGUUAUACUUGAUAGGUUUCUGAGGAGAGAUUUGAGGUUUUACUUCAAACAGAUACCUUCAAAGAUUGCAGUAGUUCAAGACAACUUGCAAAUUGAAGUUCUUAGGCAGCACGGAAAUACUGAUACAGAUAACGUAGAACAUAAAUUGGUCUUUUCCAUGUGUAAGCGUGUUGCAAUGGUUGCAACUCAAGAUAAUGAAAACAGUGAACAGUCUGUUGCUACCUGCAAAAGUGGUCCUCCUGUAUCCAUCAGUUUAGAAAGUUUUGAGAUGCUAAAAAGUCUGAACUCAGCGUUCAUGUACAAACCACGCGAGUUUAGCCUGUUGUCUAGUGAUGAUUUAGGAUUUGGUUCAAGGGAAGAAAAAUCAGGAAAGUAUACUAGAGCGGAAAGAGACACCAACCAUUCUUCAUCUUCGACUAUCUAUGAACCACUUAGACAUCCCAACAAACAAAAAUCUUCUGGUGCACCUGUUCUGUGUGCUGGUUGUGGAGUAAGGACUGAGUUAUAUAUCAAGGAGUCUAUGCGGUUUAGUUUUUCUGAAAUACAGCUUGCAACAAAUGAUUUCUCCAAGGAGAAGUUGUUAGGAGAAGGAGGAUAUGGUUUUGUCUACAAGGGAGAACUUAGAGACGGACAACUUAUAGCUGCAAAAGUCCGGAAAGAAGCAAGCGCUCAGGGGUUUUCAGAAUUCCAUUCUGAAGUAUACGUCUUAAGCUUUGCUCGACAUAAAAACAUAGUGAUGCUGUUAGGGUAUUGUUGCAAAGAGAAUGUGAAUAUUUUGGUUUACGAGUAUAUCUGCAACAAGUCUCUUGAGUGGCAUCUAUUCGACAAGGAAGCCAGUGUCCUUCAGUGGCAUCAAAGGUAUGCCAUUGCCCUAGGAACAGCAAAGGGCCUACGCUUUCUUCAUGAGGAAUGCCGAGGAAAUCCUAUAAUUCAUCGUGACAUGAGGCCAAGCAACAUAUUGCUCACUCAUGAAUUUGUUCCCAUGCUUGGUGAUUUUGGCCUUGCCAAGUGGAAGACUAAUGAUGAUCCGAUACACACCAGGAUACUUGGGUCACAUGGAUAUCUUGCUCCAGAGUAUGCAGAAAAUGGGGUUGUCUCUGUAAGAACGGAUGUUUUCUCAUUUGGCAUCAUCUUGAUUCAACUUAUUUCAGGUAAAACGGCAGUCAACUCAACAAGUGAAGAACAAAAUCAAUCUCUCCGGCAGUGGGCUGAACCACUUCUUCAGGGGCUUGCGCUUCAUCAACUUAUUGAUCCACACAUUGGAGAGUCAUAUGACCCUUACGAACUAUACCACAUGGCCAAAGCAGCAUAUUUAUGCAUAAAAUGUAGACCUGAGGAGCGUCCCUCAAUGGGAGAGGUUGUACGUCUCCUUGAAGGAGAAAAUGAGCAUCUUCAAAUGUUAGCGGAGCCAUUUAUUCAACAUUAUAUUUGAUAAUUUUACGCCUUUCUGAUGCCUCUUGUUGUCUUCCAACAAGCCACAAGCUUGCUCAUGUCACUCGGGUAGUGUUAUUAUUAAUUGUUUUUCAUUUUUUCUUCCUUUGUUUUACUCCAAAUGUUUCAUAUAUUAGAAAACAGUGUGUGAAUAAAGAGCUGUCUAUGAAUCAAUCAGAAAGGCAAUUAUUAUUACAUAUAUAGAUAAUUUAUCUCUUGUUUCAUUUAA
Molecule: messenger RNA, 2350 nt
Organism: Impatiens glandulifera
Lineage: Eukaryota; Viridiplantae; Streptophyta; Magnoliopsida; Ericales; Balsaminaceae
Product: probable serine/threonine-protein kinase PBL15
Exons: 10
Coding region: 305-2122 (605 amino acids)
Biological process (GO): protein phosphorylation
Molecular function (GO): protein kinase activity; ATP binding
Source: RefSeq, a predicted model, not a curated record